Messenger RNA from Patella vulgata (common limpet), 2799 nucleotides. RefSeq names its product perilipin-2. Lineage: Eukaryota; Metazoa; Mollusca; Gastropoda; Patellidae. The transcript is spliced from 10 exons. Gene Ontology annotation, biological process: lipid storage; positive regulation of triglyceride storage. The record is from RefSeq and is a predicted model, not a curated record. The coding region runs from base 127 to 1416 and encodes 429 amino acids. Gene Ontology annotation, cellular component: cytosol; lipid droplet.
CCGCUCACCCAAACUGACACUACUCACAGUAAACUAACCGUCACGUAGAAAUCACGAUUGACCUUUGGACUACGGCUGACGAAAACAGUAUUUAUAAAAGCAGUGGGGUCUCAAAACGGUACAUUUAUGUUGGAGUUGUCUUCAAUAAUAGUUCGAAAAAAGUUAAUGUAUCGACAAAGUAUAGCUGCUGAAAACGCAAGAAUGGCUGAAGAAAAGUUUAUUAUUCGACUAGGUAAUCUACCAAUGGUUCAUUCUGCCUGGAACGCAGGAUGUGGAAUGUACCAGAAAACAAAAGAAAGUAAUGCCCUGUUUAGAAUGUCUUUGAAUAUUGCAGAAGGCAGUGUUAAAACUGUAGCAAGCACCGCAAUGCCAUUGGUUGAAAAAGUUCAACCUCAAAUUGAUUAUGUGAAUAGUAUUGCUGUUCAACAAUUGGCGAAACUAGAACAAAGAUAUCCUGUUAUUACGAAGCCAGCUGAUCAGGUAAUAUCAGAUAGUAAAGAAGUAUGUGGUAAUUUAGUCAAGCCUGCUGUUGAUCGAUAUAAUGCUGUAGUAUCUGUUGGAACAGACCAGGUUAAACGUGUAAAGAAAAUUGGAAUUGAUGGUUUCACCAAAGUACAGAAUGUUGGCCAGGGUGUUCUUAAUAAAACUUUGGAAACAUCUUAUGGAAAGUUUGUUGCUAACCAAGUUGACACUGUUCUAACAUUUUCGGAAAACUGUGUAGAUAAAUAUCUUCCAGAAGACGAAGAUGAAACUUCUAAAAUGGAGGUGGAUAUGGUCACUAAGAAUCCUAUUACUAGAGUUUCUGCCAUGAGUAAUAAAGUUAGACAAAGAAUGUACAAACAAGCCAUGAUAGAUCUGAAGCAAGUUAAAGUUAGAAGUCAAGACGCUAUUAACAAAUUAAAAUUUAAUGUUGAUUUGAUUGAGUAUGCAAGAUCAAGUAUCGAUGGUGCCAAGACUCAUGCAGGUCAGACAUGGACCAAACUAACCAUGGAAGAAGAUAUUGCAGACCCCAAGACUUUGGAAGACAAGAGUAUCAUCAUGGCUAGAAGUCUAGCUCGUCAAGUCAAAAACAGUGUAACAACUAUCACAUCCUUCGCUGGAAACCAAUCUGAAUUUUUGAACAAUCAAAUGAAACUAGCCAAACAGUAUGCUGAUGAUAUCUACCAAUCAUUCUCAAAGGUUAACAGUUACGAUGAAAUUCCAGCCUGGGCCCUUACGCAAACAAAAGACAAAUUGGGAUAUUUGACAGAAACGCUUUCCUUCGCAGCAGACACCUUAAUUAUGGCACCAGUGAGAUGGAUGUCUUUAGAUUUUGAUGUGAAUGAUAUCCAACUUGAAGAUCCUGAGAUUGUGAACUGUAAUGGUGUUGGUGUGUACCAAAUUGAUGAAGGAAUGGCUAGUGACAUUGAAGCAUAAUCUAACUCAACACUUUAUAUAAUAUGCUUCAUAUUGCACAUUCUAAUUAAAAUCAUUAUUAGAUGUGGUACACAUUAUUUAAAUUAUAUUUAUGUUGUGAUUAUGUUAAUUAAUGUUAUAUUACUGUAAUUUAUAGUUAAUCUAACCUAACUCUUUCUUUAAGAUGCUACAUAUCAUCUAUUCUAUUUAAAAUCAUCAUUAGAUGUGGUACACAUUAUGUAAAUUAUUUUAAUGUUGUGAUUAUGUUAAGCAAUGUGACCAGUAUAUUAAUUUAGUCACAGUAAAUAAUUAUUAAAGUCUAAUGCAACUCUUAUGUUUAAAUAUGCUUAAUGUUCUAAUUAUAAUCAUGAAUAGAUGUGGUACACAUUAUUUUAAUGACGUGAUUAUGUUAAUUAAUGUUAUGUUAAUUUAUAGUUGAAUAUUUGUAAUAAAAAUAUAUAUUUUUCUUGCCGAAAAAUCCAAUUGUAUUAUGCUCCUUAUUUCAUUGAAAACAUCUUUUUCAUUGGGUUAGAUAUAAUUUUCCUUGCUGAAAAAUCCAAUAAAUUGUAUUGGGUAUCUUAUUUUAUUUAGGAUAUAAGUUCUAAAUCAUUUCUUCGGUUUGUUAUAUAUAUUUUCUAUUAUGAUAUUGCUUUAUUUAACUUAAAAUUUGUUAUCCAAAGUUUUUUAACAUUGAUUUCUUUGUUUUAUUUAGUGCUUGUUAAAGUUGGAAAUCCAUGAAAUGAAUUUGGUAUUCCAUAAAGAUAGAUUUUUGGGGGUAUUUGUUAUGUUUAGCUGUUAAGAAUUAUUGUAGAAAAUACAACCAAACAGAAUUGUUUUUAAAGGGUUGCAAUCAAGUGUCUCACCCCUGUUCUUGAUAUCUGAACCGCUGUCCAUAAUGUACAAAUGUACUGGUAAUAUUUUAUUUUGGGGAAUAUGGAUUUCUGAAACAAGAGUUGUGUAAUGAGUGUUGGUUGGUUUUUAUCCAUUAUACCAUGUGGAAAGCACAAUGAUACAGAAAUUAUAAUUCAUGGUUAAUAUUGAAAGGAAGCCCUCGUUUAAUUUGUCCUUGGCAAGACAAUAAUUACCAUAAAGGAAUGAAUAGAAGCCUUCAAUAUUUACAGUAAUCAAAAGCAGACAAGUAUUUCUACUAUAAUUUCAACUCUGUUUGCAUAUUUAAGGAUUUAAUAAAUUGUUUUAAUAGAUAAUAUGCCUGCUAUUUUACCUGAUUUUCUUUAUAAUUUUAGCUUUGAUUUUUAAUUAGUUAUUAUUUGAUGUUUUUGUGAGUAGCAUAGAUUUUGUGCACCAAUUUAUGUUAUUUGUUCAAUACUGUUAUACGCAAUUUUUAAAAAUCUUUUGUAGAUCUCAUUUAUGCAUCUUUCUUUUACAAUAAAGUUUUUAACGCAA